Aspergillus wentii DTO 134E9 is the source of this 234-nucleotide messenger RNA. RefSeq lists its product as uncharacterized. Bases 1 to 234 code for a protein of 77 amino acids. The transcript is spliced from 3 exons. Lineage: Eukaryota; Fungi; Ascomycota; Eurotiomycetes; Eurotiales; Aspergillaceae. The record is from RefSeq and is a predicted model, not a curated record.
AUGUCCGACUCUGGCAAAGGAUACACCUACACUGGAUUUGGCACCAAUAGCCAGGGCAACCACUACUGCUCUCGCGACUACGGUUCCGGUGCCUCCAACUCCGACUCUUACCACUACUCCAACAGCGUGCCUAUGAACAGCAAUGGCUCGUACUACUACUCCAACCCCAACGACAGCACCUACUACAACAACGGAAGCUGUGGCCCGAACUACACUCCCAGUGGAAAGAAAUAA